UUCCGGGGGUGGUAGAGGAAGGCGGGGAGGGUUGGUGUUAAGAUGGCGGUGCAGGCCGUGUAUCUGGAGGCUGACGCCUUCUUGGUGUGCCUGAACCAUGCGCUGAGCACCGAGAAGGAGGAGGUCAUGGGGCUCUGCAUCGGCGAGGUUGACACCAGCCGGAUCGUGCACAUCCACUCUGUGAUCAUCCUGCGCCGCUCGGAUAAGAGAAAAGACCGUGUAGAAAUUUCACCAGAGCAGCUUUCAGCUGCCUCUACUGAAGCAGAGAGGUUGGCUGAAAUGACGGGACGUCCCAUGAGAGUUGUGGGCUGGUAUCACUCUCAUCCUCACAUUACUGUCUGGCCAUCACAUGUUGAUGUCCGCACACAAGCCAUGUAUCAGAUGAUGGACCAAGGUUUUGUGGGGCUUAUCUUUUCCUGCUUCAUUGAGGACAAAAACACAAAGACAGGCAGGAUUCUCUACACCUGUUUCCAGUCCAUUCAGGCCCAAAAGAGCUCAGAAUAUGAAAGGAUCGAAAUUCCUAUUCAUGUUGUCCCCCAUGAAACCAUUGGGAAGGUGUGUCUGGAAUCAGCUGUAGAGCUGCCCAAAAUCCUUUGCCAAGAAGAACAAGAUGCUUACAGAAGAAUUCACAGCCUCACCCAUCUAGACUCCGUAACCAAGAUUCAUAAUGGCUCAGUGUUCACAAAGAACCUCUGCAGCCAGAUGUCAGCCAUCAGUGGGCCACUGCUUCAGUGGCUGGAGGACAGACUAGAGCAGAACAAACAGCGGGUGCAGGAUCUGCAGCAGGAGAAAGAGCAGCUCUUGGAGGAACUCGCUGCUUUAGAAUGAAAGAGAAAAUGCAGCCCCUUCAGAAAAGAGACAUGAGAGAAACUCUACAAGACCUACAUCUGGCUGAAGGGUGGCCUGACAUUGCCUUACAGUGAAGAUGCUAGCUAUGCCUCUUCUUGUCCCAGGCAGCAAAGAGCACUUCUACAGGAUAAGGGCUUAUCUGCCCCACCUUGAUGGAAAGCAGUGGUAUCUCUCCAGGUGAUGCAUGAUGCAGUGCAAUCACAGCUCAGUAGUGCGGUUGGGCAGCACCUGAAGGUACAUCAGUUCUGCAGAGCACACACCUAGGGAACAUGCUGUUUCUCCCUCCCCUGUGUUUUGACAGAAGUCUUACUGCUUUACAUGUAUUCCAGGAGCCUAGAACAGGAGGGUUAGAGAGGAACAAUGUGUCCCUGCAGUCGUAGCUGAUGCUGCCAACUCCUGCCUUCUUUUAGUAGCUUCAGUUGACUGUGAUCUAGUAAGAGAUUACUGGUUAACCACCCAGGCAGAUAGGAGGUGGGAGGGAAGCUUGGGAGGAAACCUGGAAGAACUUUGACAGUAGUAUCUGUGUUCAGCAUACUUGAAACCAAAUAAAGAAUUCCAAAGCCAGA
This is a messenger RNA of Neopsephotus bourkii (Bourke's parrot), 1415 nucleotides long. It is a transcript of the gene BRCC3, whose product is annotated as BRCA1/BRCA2-containing complex subunit 3. Gene Ontology annotation, biological process: double-strand break repair. Gene Ontology annotation, molecular function: polyubiquitin modification-dependent protein binding; cysteine-type deubiquitinase activity; metallopeptidase activity. The record is from RefSeq and is a predicted model, not a curated record. The transcript is spliced from 8 exons. Lineage: Eukaryota; Metazoa; Chordata; Aves; Psittaciformes; Psittacidae. Bases 43 to 828 code for a protein of 261 amino acids. Gene Ontology annotation, cellular component: BRISC complex; BRCA1-A complex.